UCAUUCCCUACGUUCAUGCACAGAACGUCCUCCGUUCAUCUAAUUCCGUUCUAUGACUUCAUUGCCUUCAGGUCACACUUCACGCGAACCCAUAGCCCUGGGUUAGCCGCAUUCCGUCGUUCUCUUGGUCUGCACGCGGGACAAUAUAAAAUGCCUCAAAUUGUAUUCUAUGGUCUAAGAUCUGUUAUUCGUUCUCGAUUGAAAUCCACAAAACUUACUCUAAGCACUACUAUUAGCUGAUUUUCUUUUCAAAACAUACGCAUAUCACAGGGCCACGCAUUACCAUUGUCGAACAGAUGGGAUCUUAUGCAAGUCGACCAGAAGAGCCCAAUCUAUCCCUCGAGGAGAUGGAAGUGCGCCAGGACGCAGAGGCAGCUGCUGCGUAUUCCCAGAAGGAUGCUGAGGCUGCCAGAGAGGAAAUCGCCGAGCUCAACAGGUUGAAUCAAAAAUUACAGGAAGAGGCCGAGGCAGCUUUUCAAGCUGCAGCGGCCACAAAGGAUCAGGUCCGAAAGGAAAUAGAAGCAAUGGCCAAAGCCGAACGUGCUGCCAAUGAAGCUCGCUUACGGGCGGAAGCUGCUGCUCGUACUGCCAGUGAAGAAACAAAACAGAGAGCAGUUGAAGCAGAGGAGGAGCUUAAGCGAACAGCCGCUGUCCAAGAACAAGCCAAACGAGAUGUCCAGGCUGCCCAGGAGCAGGCAAAGAGACUGCAGGAGGCUGUUGAUGAGGAGAGGAGGAGGGCAGCUGCCGUCCAGGAGGCGGCCAAUGUGUCUAAUAAAGUGGCAGAAGAGCAAGUAAAGGCGGCCAAUGCUGCCAAGGAGGAGGCUGAACGCAAGUUGAAAGAAAGCAUUGAGGCUCUGGUGACUCCCACGCCUGAAGAACAAGCCAGACGAGACGCCCAGGCUGCCCAGGAGCAGGCCAGGAAGGCACUGCAGGAGUCGUGCCACCAUCAGUAGACUGAGGAAAUCCCGAGAAACCGCAUCAGUAUAAUUCUGUUGAGCGAAGAGUCAAAU
Suillus fuscotomentosus is the source of this 1010-nucleotide messenger RNA. RefSeq lists its product as uncharacterized. NCBI's taxonomy places the organism in Eukaryota, Fungi, Basidiomycota, Agaricomycetes, Boletales, Suillaceae. The transcript has 2 exons. The coding region runs from base 297 to 953 and encodes 218 amino acids. The record is from RefSeq and is a predicted model, not a curated record.